This is a messenger RNA of Coniosporium apollinis CBS 100218, 567 nucleotides long. RefSeq lists its product as uncharacterized. The coding region runs from base 1 to 567 and encodes 188 amino acids. The transcript is spliced from 3 exons. Gene Ontology annotation, molecular function: ubiquitin binding. The record is from RefSeq and is a predicted model, not a curated record. NCBI's taxonomy places the organism in Eukaryota, Fungi, Ascomycota, Dothideomycetes.
AUGUCCGACCAAGGCUCAAUCAACAUACCGCAAAUCUUCGUGAUCCUCCUCGUCGGCUUCCUCCUCUACCGCUGGUUCUUCACCUCCUCCGACCCCGCUGGCAUCAGACAAAGCAGGCAGAAUGGCGCACGACUCAACCCGGCGCAAGUGGAGCAGCUAUUGCAGAUGUUCCCGCAGUUAGACCGGCGGCAGCUCAUGUGGGACCUACAGCGGAACGGGGGAAGUGUGGCGGCGACUACAGAGAGGGUUCUGGGGGGACGUGGGCUUGAGGUGCCGCCGCCUUCUUUCCAACCACAGCUACCGCCCCUAUCGUCUACAUCCACAGGCGCGCGCCCUGGCGCUGCGGCCGUCAAGCCGAAGCCCUCGCAUCCGGAUCUGAUCACGCGAUACAACCUCUCCUCAAAGGUCGGGUCAUCUGCCUCUAUAGAGCCUUCGCCAAAGCCCGCGUGGUCACAGAACAAGAACGAGAGGCAACAACUGCUGCAGCGGCGGAGAGAGGAGAUGAUAUUGGCCGCACGAAGGAAGAUGGAGGAGAGGGAUAGGGCUGGAGCAGGGGGGACGGCUUGA